This is a messenger RNA of Huiozyma naganishii CBS 8797, 14787 nucleotides long. RefSeq names its product AAA family ATPase midasin (gene REA1). Lineage: Eukaryota; Fungi; Ascomycota; Saccharomycetes; Saccharomycetales; Saccharomycetaceae. Gene Ontology annotation, cellular component: preribosome, large subunit precursor; nucleus. Gene Ontology annotation, biological process: ribosomal large subunit assembly; rRNA processing. The transcript has a single exon. The record is from RefSeq and is a predicted model, not a curated record. Gene Ontology annotation, molecular function: ATP hydrolysis activity; ATP binding. Bases 1 to 14787 code for a protein of 4928 amino acids.
AUGUCUCAAGACUGCAUCAUCCUGGAUUUGGAUGCUGUGAGACAAAGAGCAGUGCUCUACAAGAAAAGAUUUCCGGCAGAAAAGCUUGGUUUGCUUUACAAAUUUGAUGCCAGAUUAACUCCGAAGAAAAACUUAUCAAUUCUGGCUGGCCAUGCAUUAAGUGAAACAAACACUGCUGCUUACGUUUUUGCGUAUAAACCAAUAUUUCUCCAGAUUUUAGCUGAGUGGACCACUGCUUUGCCCAGGGAUAAGUGGGUAUCUGUGUUAGUAUCAUGUGGUAGAAUUGCUUCCAUGUACCCAUUGUCCUUACCUUUGACAGAGCUGUUCGUGAAGUCAAAUGUUGAGUAUUUUACUACGAUUUUGCAAAAUUCGUCCACUCAGCAUUCCCAGGAUAUCUUUAGCAUAUUGCUAGCAUACUACAGACUUUUGUACUGUAACAAAGAAAUUUUUAGUGCCUAUAUCCAACCAGAUAUCCUAUAUCAAUUAGUAGAUACCGAUGGCUUGGACUCAUUAACCAAACUUAUCGCACUGAAAGUUCUAGCGUUAUACUUGGACAUGGGUGAACAAAACUUACAAGAAAUGAUGCAUAAACAUAUUCCGGAAUCCGAAAUGAAUUUAAUUGGACCAUACGAAUUGGAUACAAAGUCCGACUAUCAUUUUCUAGAAGUGAAUGAAGCGAUGAGAUUUUCUAAUUUUGCAUCGUUGCCAGAAGUCGAAGAGUGCUUUGACAAAGAUCUGACAAGUGACCAGUGUUACGUUAUUGACUCACAUGACCUGAACAAGUGUGUGGUUUCAGUAUCUGGAAUUCUGGUUCCCAAAGUUACCAGUCUACAACCGGACGCGGGUGCAGAGCUCUCGGCCUAUCCACCAUCAUUUGUCCCAACUAAACAAACAGUCCACACUCUGCGCGAGCUGGCCAAAUUGAUUAGAAAGUCGGAACCUAUCAUGCUUUUAGGUAAAGCUGGUUCAGGGAAGACCUUCCUAAUCAACGAACUGAGUAAAUAUAUGGGUUGUCAUGACUCGAUUGUUAAAAUUCAUUUAGGAGAACAAACUGAUGCCAAGCUUUUAAUUGGAACUUACACUUCCGGUGAAAAACCAGGUACCUUCGAAUGGAGAUCUGGUGUGCUGACAAAUGCCGUUAAGGAAGGUAGAUGGGUUCUGAUCGAAGAUAUAGAUAAAGCUCCUACCGAGGUAUUAUCCAUCCUGCUUUCUUUGUUGGAGAAAAGGGAGCUAACUAUACCAUCUAGAGGCGAAGUUAUCAAAGCCGCAAAUGGAUUUCAAAUAAUUUCCACCGUUAGGAUGAACGAUGAGAUCACAAAUAAACGAACGGAAGCAAAUGAACGAAAUAACUACAAUCUCAACAUAAUUGGGAUGAGAGUAUGGAGAACAGUUCAUCUCGACGAGCUAACUACUAGUGAUGUUAAUCAAAUUUUGUGUCGCAGAUUUCCUGUCUUACUCCAUUUAAUACCCAAACUGAUCGACUCCUACGAGUCUGUUAAGGCUAUCUACCUGAAUCCAAACUUCAUUUCAUUUAACAAAGGUGCUCAUCCAAGAGUGGUGUCCAUAAGAGAUCUUGUUAAGUUAUGCAAUCGGCUGAAUGCGUUGUUUGCGAAUAACAAUAUUGUGAAGCCUGACCAAUUGAUUCAGUCAGAAAUUUAUGACUCAAUUUUUGCAGAAACUGCAGACUGUUUUGCAGGUGCCAUUAGUGAAAUGAAGGCUUUGACUCCAUUAAUUCAUAGCAUUGGCCAGACACUUGAGAUCGCCAAUUCAAGAAUUGCGCUGUUUUUGACUAAGCAUGUUCCGCAGUUUGAAUCCUCCGAUGACGAUAUCAAAAUUGGGAGGGCUGUAUUGAAGAAAUCUAGUUCCGCUCUUCAGAAGAAAUCUAUGAAUGCCACGUCUUUUGCAAUGACGAACCAUUCUCUGAAAUUGAUGGAACAAAUAUCGGUCGCUAUCCAGAUGACUGAGCCGGUUUUACUUGUUGGUGAAACGGGUACAGGUAAGACAACUGUUGUUCAGCAACUUGCAAAAAUGAUGAAUAAACCAUUGACUGUAAUCAACGUUUCUCAACAGACCGAAACCGGUGACUUAUUAGGUGGUUACAAGCCCGUAAACUCCAAGAUAGUGGGAAUCCCAGUUCAGGAAACCUUUGAGUCCUUAUUUUCUGCUACCUUCUCUUUGAAGAAAAAUGAGCGGUUUUACAAAAUGCUACAUAAAUGUUUCAACAAGAACCAAUGGAAAAAUGUUGUAAAGCUUUGGAACGAGGCCUACAAAAUGGCUCAGCAGAUUCUGCAUAAGGAAGAAAUUUCAGAGAGCAGUAGCAACGUAAAGACGAAAAAGAGGAAACUGAACCCCGAUCAGAAGAAAAUGCUGUUGGAACAAUGGGACUUAUUUCGUGAUUCUGUGGUAAAGUUUGAGGCACAAUCAGCGGCAACAGAUAGUUCGUUUGUGUUUGACUUUGUCGAAGGUUCACUUGUCAAGGCCGUGAGAAAUGGUGAAUGGUUACUACUCGAUGAAAUCAACUUAGCUUCUCCAGACACAUUGGAAAGUAUCUCAGACUUGUUAAAUGAAGCAGAUUCGAGAAGUAUUCUUCUCUCCGAGAAGGGAGACGCUAUUCCGGUUAAGGCUCACACAGACUUCAGAAUAUUUGCGUGUAUGAACCCAGCAACAGAUGUAGGAAAACGUGAUCUUCCUAUUGGUUUAAGAUCGAGAUUAACUGAAAUAUAUGUUCACUCACCUGACCGUGAUAUUUCUGAUCUAUUGUCCAUUAUUGACAAAUACAUUGGAAAAUACAGCGUCAACGAUGAAUGGGUCGGGAACGACAUAGCUGAGUUGUACAUCGAGGCCAAAAGACUUGCUGAGAAUAACUUAAUAGUUGACGGUUCGAAUCAGAAACCACACUUCAGUGUCCGUACGCUAACACGAACACUGCUGUACGUCUGUGAUAUUGUGCACAUUUACGGUCUUCGUCGCUCUCUAUACGACGGGUUUUGUAUGACGUUUUUGACCUUAUUGGAUCAACCUUCAGAAAAGACAUUGGAGCCUAUAAUAAGCAAAUACACUGUCAGCAGAUUGAGAAACGUAAAGUCGGUUCUGUCACAAACUCCACCCUCUCCGGGUCCAAACUUUGUACAGUUCAAACAUUAUUGGAUGAAAACCGGUCAACAGGAAAUGGUGAAUCAACCACACUAUAUUAUCACCCCAUUUGUUGAGAAGAACAUGAUGAAUCUUGUGCGAGCAACGUCUGGCAACAGAUUUCCAGUGCUAGUACAGGGCCCAACCUCUGCGGGUAAGACCAGUAUGAUUAAAUAUCUUGCUGAUAUCACUGGCCACAAAUUUGUCCGUAUCAAUAACCAUGAACACACAGAUUUGCAGGAGUAUUUAGGGACGUACGUUACGGACGACAGUGGAAAAUUAUCUUUCAAGGAGGGUGUCCUGGUGGAGGCACUUCGUAAAGGUUACUGGAUUGUUCUCGACGAACUGAAUUUAGCACCAACCGAUGUGCUCGAGGCUUUGAAUAGACUAUUAGACGAUAACAGAGAACUUUUUAUUCCGGAAACCCAAGAAGUCAUACAUCCACACCCUGAUUUUAUGCUUUUUGCCACUCAAAACCCACCUGGCAUAUACGGUGGUCGUAAGAUUCUAUCAAGAGCGUUUAGAAACCGUUUCUUGGAGUUACAUUUUGACGAUAUCCCUACCGACGAACUUGAAAUAAUUCUUCGGGAACGGUGUCAGAUUGCCCCAACAUAUGCCAAAAAGAUUGUCGAGGUGUAUCACCAGCUGUCUAUUGAAAGAUCUGCCAACCGUCUCUUUGAACAAAAGAACAGUUUUGCAACUCUACGUGACUUAUUUAGAUGGGCAUUAAGAGGUGCUGUGGGUUACGAUGAACUAGCAGCUAAUGGCUAUAUGCUACUUGGUGAGAGAUGUAGAAACCCCCAGGAGAAGGCCACUAUCAAAAAGACCCUUGAAAAGGUCAUGAAAGUUAAGCUGAAUAUGGACGCCUAUUAUUCGAAGGUUGAGAAUAAGAGUCUGUAUUCAAUUGACUCAGUGGUCUGGACUUCGGCUCUUCGUCGUUUGUCAGUUUUAGUUUCCAGCUGUUUACAAAACAAUGAACCAGUUCUGCUCGUUGGUGAAACGGGUUGUGGUAAGACGACUAUUUGCCAAUUACUGGCUCAAUUUUCCGAAAAGAAACUAGUAACUUUGAAUGCGCAUCAAAACACAGAAACUGGAGACAUAUUAGGGGCCCAACGUCCCAUGCGUAACAGAUCAGAAAUUCAAAGAAAAUUGGUUUUACUGCUGCAAACGGCGUUAGGUGGUUCCACAGAAGAGGAAUUGGAUCGACUAGUUGAAAGCUAUAAUGCAUGUGACCAGUCCGCCAUCCCAGAAGUACUACGGGAGGAGAUAACUCAGCUUCAAAACUCCUUGAAUAUUCUUUUUGAAUGGUGUGACGGUCCGCUAGUACAAGCACUAAAGGACGGCGAUUAUUUCCUGUUGGAUGAAAUUUCCUUAGCCGACGAUUCCGUAUUAGAGCGAUUGAACAGUGUCCUUGAACCAGAAAGAAGUUUGUUAUUGGCGGAGAAAGGUUCGUCAGACAGUUCAGUGGUUGCCAAGGACGGCUUUCAAUUUUUUGCAACAAUGAACCCCGGGGGUGAUUAUGGUAAAAAAGAGCUAUCCCCAGCUUUACGGAACCGGUUCACCGAAAUUUGGGUGCCUUCUAUGGAAAGCUUUGACGAUGUUCGUUUAAUAGUAUCAGAUAGAUUGUGUGAGAGUGCUAAGCAGUUGACUGAAACAAUUGUUGCUUUUUCGGAAUGGUAUGCCAUCAAAUUUGGUGGCGGUGAUGCCACAAGCGGUUUUAUUUCUUUGCGUGACAUUCUGGCAUGGGUAGAUUUCAUCAACAGAACUACACCAAACAAUGCUAAUAUUUAUGAGUGUUUGGGACAUGGAGCCUCCAUGGUGUUUAUUGAUGCUCUUGGUACCAAUAAUACCGCUUAUCUCGCUGAAAAUGAGGAGAGAUUGAAUGAGCUAAAAUCUACAUGUGUUGACUUUUUGUCAAACAAACUUGAGUAUGAUUUACGCAAAUGCCUGGCUAUGUCUUUCGAGUACGCGCUAUCUGAUGACACCUUAAAAAUCGGACCUUUUUCGUACCCACGAAAUGAAUCUUCUACAUCAUCCCCUUCUUUUAACAUGAAUGCCCCAACUACCGCGGCCAACUUGAUGAGGGUUAUUCGAGCAAUGCAGGUCGAAAAGCCUAUUCUAUUAGAGGGUAGUCCAGGUGUCGGUAAAACAAGUUUGGUAACGACUCUUGCCGAACUUACAGGAAACAAGCUGACUCGUAUCAAUUUAUCUGAACAAACCGACCUGAUUGAUCUGUUUGGCUCUGAUGUCCCUGGUGAAAGAAGCGGUGAAUUUGUUUGGAAUGACGCUCCAUUUUUGAGAGCUAUGCAACAAGGUCACUGGGUCUUACUGGAUGAGAUGAAUCUUGCUUCUCAAUCAGUUCUUGAGGGGUUGAACGCUUGUCUAGAUCACCGUGGUGAGGCUUACAUUCCAGAAUUAGACAGAUCAUUCACACGGCAUCCAGACUUUCUUGUGUUUGCAGCCCAAAAUCCGCAGUAUCAAGGUGGUGGGAGAAAAGGGCUUCCUAAAUCUUUCGUCAACCGUUUUACUGUUGUCUAUAUUGAUGUUCUCAAAACGGAGGAUUUGCAACUCAUUGCCAACCAUUUAUACCCUUCUGUGGCUCCUGAACUUAGCGCAAAGAUGAUUAAACUUAUGGGAAUUCUAGAGGAUGAUGUCACGAAGAAGAAGAAGUGGGGUGUAUCUGGCUCCCCCUGGGAAUUCAACUUAAGAGAUGCUUUAAGAUGGCUAAAACUUCUAAGUCAGAAGGGAAUAAUUGACGACACCAAGGUUUUUGAUUUUGUUGAUAUCAUCAUCAGACAAAGGUUUCGUACCAAAGACGAUAAGCAAAAAGCUCAAGUGAUAAUUGAAAACGUUUUUGGGAGUUUCUCAAGGGCUUCCAAUUUAUACAGAAUUACUCCUCAGUAUGUUCAAGUCAACAGCGCAAUCGCUGUGAGAAAUCCAGCAUUCCACUACCCUACUUUAAAGAAUUUGCAACCUUUGGAGUGUAAUAUGGAAUUUUACGAGUCUGCUAUCAGAUGCAUUAACAACAACUGGCCACUGAUCUUAGUAGGUCCCGCAAAUUCAGGCAAAACUGAGUUAGUCCGGUUUCUCUCUUCAAUUUUGGGAACUGAGGUCUGCGUAUUUUCAAUGAAUAGUGAUUUGGAUAGCAUGGAUAUUUUGGGUGGUUAUGAACAAGUUGACAUGAACAGGAAAAUAUGGAAUGUGAUCAAACCAUUGAAAAGAACAGUUCGAAAACUACUUUCCAUCAAUCUUGGACUUACUGAUGAUAACUCUUCGGCGUUGCUGGCUGGCUUUGAUUUGUUACAUUUUAUAUGCGACGGAUCUACAGGUAAAGCAGAGUUCACUACUUUGUGGAAGAAGUUCAAAAACUUUCAAUCUUAUCUGCCAGAUAAUGCAGACCUUUUGAAAAUUGCCGAUGAUUUUGAAUCUCUGGACGUAGUUCUACGAAAACCAGAGCGGGUUGCAUUUGAGUGGUUUGAUGGUAUUUUGCUCAAGGCGAUUGAAAAUGGGGAUUGGUUGGUUCUUGACAAUGCUAACCUGUGUUCCCCCUCUGUGCUGGAUCGGUUAAACUCUCUUUUAGAAACAGAUGGUUCUCUAUUGAUAAAUGAAUGCAGUAUGGAGAAUGGGGAGCCGCGUAUACUGAAACCUCAUCCUAAUUUUAGACUCUUUUUAACAGUGGACCCCAAAUACGGGGAAUUGUCCAGAGCGAUGAGGAAUAGAGGUAUCGAAUUAUACAUGGAGGAUCUAGAUAAUAGACUUUCAUCUUUUGAUAUGUUGUCUUUGAACUGGUCGAAACAAUCUGAAAAAAAUGUAAAUGGGGUUAAUGAAGAAGGUCUAGAAUUGAAUCCAAGUACAGUUAAAUGCCCUACAAAAAGCUACGUACCUUCUUAUUUGUCGCUUCCAAUCACAUUCAGUCAGAUUCUUGAUGUACUGAUCUUCAACAAGAACAAAUCAGUAUUGGAAUCACUAGCCGGUAUUAUUCCAAUCAACCUUUUGGGAAUAUUCGAAGCCUGGUCUCUUAACAUCACGCAAUCAGUAUAUUACCCAGAAGGAAAUGUUUCAAUUCUAAUCGGCGAAUACAUUAAAUUUUUGAACCAGAGAGGAAUUGUGGAUAAGCUAAAUAAUGUUUCUUUGGCAGCUGAAUCCAAUAUAUGGGAUAUCAUUGGCCAGCAACCCUCACAGCUGUCUGACCAACCACUAGUAGUAAUACUGAACGAACAUUUAAUACCAAGGUUCCAAAACACGGCUCCAUUCAUUUCUUCCGGUGAAGGAAUGUACUUGUUUGCCGCUUCCCGUCAACAACUACAUCUUAUUGAAAAUUUGGAAAAGACGAACACAAAAUCGCUUUACAAUAAGAUUGAUGACCUUACCUAUAUCGAAAGAUCGGCUGCUAUUGUUAAUGGCCGGCAAUUGAAAAAUGUACCUAGGAUACCAAUUUACUAUCUUUUAUGCGGUAUAGUCGCUUACAUUUCGAAUACGUUAUGUAACGACGAACUAUUCGUUCAAGAAAAGCUAUAUGAAAUGCUGGCAUAUCUCGAAGUUAUACUUGAGAGUGCAUUUGAAUCUGCAUCCAGCAAGGAUGAGGCAAAGUUGAGGGUCUACAAGGAAUUGCUAGAACAAUGGAUAUCAUCAGCUCAACAAGCUGGUAUUGACGUUUCUGAUAUGAAUUUGGUUUGCUCAAAGUUCGACAGUAGCUUGGGUUUAACUAGAGGGUUCUCAAUGACCAUCUUAUGGGAAGAGUUCAGAACAUUGUACCCACAAACAGGAGAAGCGUGGCAAUACUGGAAUGAACUAGCAGAGCAAUAUGAGAAAUUUGAAAAGGCUAAGAAAAUGCAGUUCCCUGAAUCAUACGAUGCCAUCAGACAUUUGAGUCAAAUAUUUUCUAUCCUCUCCACUGAUAUUUUGAACAACGACAUUGUAACCAUAUCUCCUUUGCUGGACAGAUUACGGGCUGGUAUCAAUGAUUUGGAAGAGAUCUCUGCCAAAUUUUUGAAUAAGAGAAAACACUUUUUUUCCACAGACUUUGACACGUUGUUGAGACUACUUUCUUUGCAUCAAUCCAUUCCACAACAGUUACUAAACGAGAUAAUACCAUUUUCAUCCGUACCAUUAGAAAGACUUAACGGAUUUACUACAGAUAAGGCGGCGUAUCCUGCAAUCUUUGAUAUGUUGUGGGUAACAGAUAACGGAAAGCAUAAGUCAUUCACAGAGUCUAUUAUUACCUCGAACUACCUUGAAAGUAUUAUCCUCAAAACAAACCGUUUUCAUACAUUCCCAGGAAGUCAAAUAACACCUGCACUAUUCGAUGCUAGGUUAUUACUAUCAAACACGAUUAAGUCGGCUGACUAUCUAUUGCAUGAUAAGAUUUCCUUGUUUACUUCUACCUUUUUGCAGUGGGUAAAACGCGUAUUGGAAGUCCAUACCAAGUUAGAGCUAGAGAGCAUGGAUGUCGAUUAUAUAACGGAGAUUAUUGUUGCUGACGGCAAUUCUGAAUUUUCAGCUGUUUUCCAUAAAUUAAUCCUUCCUGCUAUCAAGCUGUCACUUGAUGAUACCAAUUACUUGAAUCUUGGACAGGCUUGGAUCUUGUUCGGUACCGCCCUGAUUGAACUUUAUGCCCCCAAUAUUCCAUAUGAUCCAGCGGUACACGACUAUGUGGUAUACGAUAUCUUUUUAAAGCACAAAUUAUUUUUGGAGGAUUUGGGUGAUUCAUGGUCCUUGGUUAAAAAAGUUAUAAGUGGUGAUGACAAACUACAUAUAGAAAGAACAAUCACAGAAGUAACCACUGACGACGCUCCACAAAAACCAAGAGUUUACAGACCAGCUGUAUCGGUUGAUAACUUAAUAGAUGAGUGGAAUGUAUUUUAUAGCUCCACCGUCUCCGCAGAACAAGCCUCAAGUCUUUUCAAUUCAGUAUGCGAAUGGGAUGAUAUUGCCGAAGGAAGAUUCGAAAUGUUUCAACAGAAUAGUUCAAGCUUUAUAAACCGUUUGAACAAUGGCUAUCAAAACUUUGCUGACUUGAACGAGAUUUUUGCUGGAUAUGUGUUCUGCAUGAAAUUCGGGUUCGAUCUUGCAAGACAUGAUCAAGUAGACCAACGUAAACUUAUAAAGUUAGAUCCCCUAUGGUGUGUUGAUCCCUUGAAACUAUCUGCUGUCCAAACGUUGAACGACUCGUUUACUGAAAUGACUAAAUUCUUUAAGGAUACUAACGUCGAAGAUACUUCGACCGAGAAAAUUCUGAUUUUAUACAUGGAUCUAUUCAAACUUCACCAGAGGGAUGACUCUCUGUCAUCAACGUUCAUGAACGCUUUGCAAAUGAUGUAUCAAAGAUGGUCCUUGAGGAGAAUGAAAAAAGAACAAGAGGAACAAGAGGCUUCUAAAUUAUUCAAGUAUGAGGACACUUCAGAAGAUUUCGAGUCCGAAUUCAAACGCAUGUUUCCAUUAUACGAGGAGUCUCUUUCCCUAGAGGCGGAACCAUCUUUUACUGCCGCUCAAGAUUUGGACACCAUCUAUUAUGAAAUUUCCAAGAUGUACAUGUCGAUAUUUUUGAACAAAUCAAACACCACAAUGCUUGAAGUGACCAAGGCUGGUUUGGAUGUUGUCGAGAUAUUGCUGAGCAAAUCACAGAAAUUUGCCUCUGGUAAACUUUCAGGGUCGAAUUUUGCUUCUUCAAUUAUUAGUCUUCACGAUGAAAUACUGUCUUUCAACGACAACGUGACAGGGGAUAACUUCGAUUUUUACAGGGACUCGUCAUUAUCCGAAUCCCAAAGAGCAUUUUCUGUCAUCGAUGCCUUGUGGAAGCUUGUUAAUGAAAUUCAUCAACAGUGGCCUGAACACGCCACUUUAAGUGAAUUGGAAAGGGUUUGCCAGGAAUUUUUAUCUUUCCCAGCCAAUACCCCCAUUGCCAAACAGUUACAAAAGAUCGAACAAAUAUACACAUUUAUGGCCGAGUGGGAAAAGUACGCUGCAUCUCGCGUUUCUCUAGGAGCACAUAUUAAACGCAUCACAGACUUGAUUGUCUCAUGGAGAAAGCUGGAACUUCAAACCUGGAAUGGGUUAUUCAAUACUGAGGACAAAAAUGCUGAGAAAGAAAUUGGUAAGUGGUGGUUUAACUUAUUUGAAAUAAUUUUCGUUGCCAAAGAUUCUGACCCAGACAACGACAACGAAACAGCACUACUUACCUCAUUGAACAUUUUUUUUAGCAAGAGUACAGCUGGUGAGUUCAAAAUUAGGUUAAAACUUGUUGAAGCUUUUGCAAAUCAUAUCGUAUUGCUCAACAGAGACAUGUCUGCCGAACUCAACGCUUUACAAAACAUUCUGUCGUUUUACAAACAGUUCCUACCAACUGUUGAAGAACAGAUUUCUAAGGGCAGAAAAUCUCUAAGCAAGGAAGUUUCAGAAACAAUUUUGCUUGCUAGCUGGAAGGAUGUGAAUGUGGAUGCUUUGAAACAAAGUUCUCGGAAAUCUCAUAACAAUCUUUACAAGCUGGUGAGAAAGUAUAGAGCCGUUCUAUCAAGUAACGUACUUGGUUUGAUUGAAGGUGGAUUACCUUACGAACCAUCUGUGAAGCUUGAACUUGCUUCCCUUGGCAUAGGUUCCUUUGCCGAAUUUGAUUUGGAAGAUGCCAAGAAAUUGGUUAUCCAGGUUCCUGAUUGGGACUCCAGAUCUAUGCCGUUACGGAACAUCAAUCUAGUCAAGGAAAACAUGUCUGUAUACGCUAACAGAAUAGACAAACAAACAUUUCCAAACAUGGAAGAAUUGGCAAGAGAUUACGGAAGGGCUGCCGAUCGCUUACAAGAGGAAACUCCGACUGUUUACAAGAAAGAAAACAAAAAACUGUUGGCCACUUUGAAAGUACAAAAGGCAAAGGUACUAAGUGACGCAUUGAAAGAACUGAGGAGAAUUGGGUUAAAAACCAGUUUCAGGGAGGAUAUUCACAAAGUACAAGCGUCUGUGACUUCAGUGCUAGCCAAUUCUGUCUCUUUCAAUGGAACUCAUUUUGAAAAGGCCGAUGCGUACUUUUUUAAGAUUUUGGAUAUGCUUCCCAGGUUGAGAAAUGCUAUUUCUAGUCCUGCUGACGAUAUUCCCCCUGUUAAUGUUGAAAAAGGUAUGGCCAUCAUCGAGAACCUUCUUUUUUCAUUGAUUACUACUAGAAAGCCUUUAAAAAAAGCUAAUGAGAAGUAUUCAAAUAUUGAAGAUUCAAGACUGUACCUCGAGAAUAUUUGCACAUCAACUGGUUCUCUGAAUAAUGCCGAACUAGUACCAACAAUGGAAAGUAUGAGGUAUAUGGUGACAAGGCUGCAGUUAGUACUCGACUACGCUUUGAAAGCAGUCAGUGUCAUUGAAGCAUCAACAUCUGUGUCGUGCGACAUAGCUACGUUACAAGAGGCAAAAAUGUGUAUUCAAGAUUAUGAAACUCGAUUGAGUAAGCAAACAGUGUGUGACACCACUGCAUCCGUUUUGCUUUCGGAUUUCCGGAAUUACAUUUCAAAUUUCGUUGCUAAGAUGAUGGAAAAAAAGAAUACGAACUCCUUCUUUAUAUUUGAAAUUGUCAUCACAUGGAUAAAAAACAAUAGCAUUUUAGAAACAAGAUCAGAUGACUCGGCAAAUGCUUCAAUCAAGGAAGUAGACCAAGUUUUCCGAAAGGUUCACACCUCUAUUAUCUUGGCUUUCCAAAGAUUAAUGGAAAAUGAAACAGAUUCUGUUUCUGAAUCUGACGACCAAUGGUUAGUACUAACUUCGCGGACGAUAAUGGGUCACAUAAAAUCUUUAAACAUUACCAAUAUCGCCGCAAAUAUCCAAAAGGCAGUCAUGCUGAUUAAAAACUCCAAAUUUUUAGGUCCAUCAUCGUCUUUGGUACGGGCUAUUAUUACUUUCACCUUACCUGUAAUCAAUCAUUACUUUGUCACAAUCCGUUCUAUCCUAGAAAAGGCCAAAAACUAUUAUACAAAUACUAGUCAUGGUACCUACAUUUUGGCCAACAUUUUGCACAACUUGGCUAAAAAUGGAUUCUGCCAUCCUCAAGCUCCGUCAGAUGAGGUUGAUAAUAAUAACCUACAGGAUGGUACUGGGCUUGGAGACGGUGAAGGUGCUCAGAACAAUUCCAAGGACAUAGAACAAGAUGAGGAUCUGACCGAGGACGCUCAAACCGCAAAUAAGGACCAAAAGGAUAAAGAUGAGCGCGAUGAUGAUGAUGAGAGAGAGGAUGAUGCAGUUGAGAUGGAAGGUGAUAUGGCUGGUGAAAUGGAAGAAGUUUCAGACCAGGAAAAUAGCGAUGAAGAGGAUCUGGACGAAGAAGAGAACGAUCUUGAUGAAGAGGUUGACGAUAUUGAUGACGAUGAUCCAAACGCCAUCGAUGAUAAGAUGUGGAAUGAAAAGGCGGAGGAGGAUACCAAGGAAAAGGACACUGAUAAGCAGCUUGAUUUGAAGGAUGACGAUGAUGUUCAGGCAGGUGACGAUGAAAACAACGGAGGUGAAAACAAAGAUAAAGAAGGAGCCGACCAAAAUGCUGACAAUGAUUUGAACGAAAAUGAACCGGAUAAGGACGAGAGUAAAGACGGCGACGCUGAAAAUGAUGAGGAUGCCGAUGAGGAAGAGGGUGUUGGUGAGCAAGAAGAUGAGGUUCGGGAUAAAGAGAAUGAAGAAUUGCAUGCAAAUGCUCCCGAAAUCGAAACCAUGGACCUACCAGAUGACAUUAAUUUGGAUUCUGAAGGUGAUGAUGAGGAUGAUAAAAGUGGAGAAGACGAUGUUGAUAUGGAAAGUGAAGAUGAGGAGAAACCCGAGACAAACACCUCUGAAAACCAGCAAGAGCCAAUCAAUGAUGAUGUCGAAGAUGAAAUGGAUGUUGAUGAGCCAGCUGAUUCGGAUGACAAAUUAGAAAAUGACACAGCAGAACCGGAUUCCAAUAACGACAACGACAAUGAUGAUGUCGCAGAUGAAGGUAAUCCUGAGUUGAGUGCCGGUGAGGAAGAGGGAGAAAACGAAGAGGAACUAGCCGAAAACCAAGCCAACGAUGAUAAGGAUGAACAGGCAGGAGCGGAAACAUCUGAAGGUUUGGGAAGUGUUGAUAAUCUUUUGGAAGAAGAAACCAUAGAUGCUGAAGCUGCUGUUCAACAACAGUCCGGAUCUAAAGGUGCUGGAUCCGAUUCUAAGGAUUCAGAGGAACAGGAAGAUAUCGGUAGUUCUGGAAAUACCCAAAAUCCGCAUGACGAGGAUCAACAGGCUGAAAACGAAAAUCUUGAUAACUCUAGAAAGGAGGCGAAAGACACGUUACAACAACUAGGAGACAGCUUGAAGGAAUUCCAUAGAAGAAGAAAGGAAAUCGAGGAAGCGGGCACCAACGAAGAAAACGAAGAUAAUGAUGCUCAUGCCAAUGAGCGGCCUGACGAUUUUGAACAUGUUGAAGGUGCAAACACUGAAACUGAUACACAAGCUUUGGGUUCUGCCAAUCAAGAUCAAACGCAAGCGAUAGAUGAAGAUUUAGCUAUUGACGAUGAUGAUGCUGAGAAUGUAAACAGCGAUGACGAAGAAGACGUAGCAGAUGACACCAAUUACGUCAAGGAAGAACCGGUUGAAGAUGUUGUGGAGGAGAACAACACAAACGAAAAUGAUACGGAGACUAACAACGAGGUCAAAGGUGGCGGUGUAUAUGCAGCUGAUAAAGAACAUGAUUUGUUAGAUGAAUAUUCCAACAACAAUCUAGUAAAAGAAGAAGCAGACCAAUACGAACUGGAAGAUAUGAUUGAAAAGAUUGAUCUUGAAGCUACAGAGGAAACUUUUGAAAAACCUACUAAAUCGCUGGAGGAAUCGCGUGAAUUAUGGCAUGAAAGUGAGUUGUCCACUGCUGAUUUAGUGUCUCGUUUGGGUGAACAGUUGAGGUUGAUUCUGGAACCAACCAAGAGCACAAAAUUGAAGGGUGACUACAAAACGGGUAAAAGACUAAACAUGAAAAGGAUAAUUCCUUACAUUGCCUCUCAAUUCCGUAAGGAUAAAAUUUGGUUAAGGAGAACUAAACCAAGCAAGCGUGAAUACCAGAUUAUGAUUGCACUAGAUAACUCCAAGUCCAUGAGUGAAUCUAAAUGUGUGAAGCUGGCAUUUGACAGUUUGUGUUUGGUUUCCAAAACACUAACCCAACUGGAGUCUGGUGGGUUAUCGAUCGUUAAAUUUGGCGAAAAGUCGAAGGAAGUGCAUCAUUUUGGAGAACAAUUUUCAAACGAGAGUGGUGCCAAGGUGUUCCAACGCUUUGAUUUCCAAGACGGUAAGACUGAUGUAAAGAGAUUGGUCGCAGAAUCAAUCAAAAUAUUUGAAAGAGGACGUGGAUUGACAAGCUCCGAUCAAUGGCAAUUAGAAAUAGUCAUUUCGGAUGGUAUCUGUGAAGAUCACGAAACAAUCAAACGUUUAGUACGUCGUGCAAAAGAAAACAAGAUUAUGCUAGUCUUCGUCAUAAUUGAUGGUACCAAUAACAACAAAGAGUCCAUCAUGGAUAUGAGCCAAGUGGACUACAUUCCAGACAAAAACGGUAUUCCCCAAUUAAGAGUGAACAAGUACUUGGAUACUUUCCCCUUCGAAUUCUAUGUUAUUGUCCACAGCGUCCUCGAGCUGCCCGAAAUGUUGUCUGGCAUUUUGCGCCAAUACUUUUCAGACCUGGCUUCUUCAUGA